Triticum aestivum (bread wheat) is the source of this 1968-nucleotide messenger RNA. Its product is annotated as small ribosomal subunit biogenesis GTPase RsgA 1, mitochondrial. Gene Ontology annotation, molecular function: GTP binding; GTPase activity. The coding region runs from base 16 to 1365 and encodes 449 amino acids. The transcript is spliced from 5 exons. NCBI's taxonomy places the organism in Eukaryota, Viridiplantae, Streptophyta, Magnoliopsida, Poales, Poaceae. The record is from RefSeq and is a predicted model, not a curated record.
UUUCGCUCCACCGAAAUGCCGCUCCUCCCACCCCCCUCCACGGCCACGCUGCCCCACCUCCGCCUCCCGCUCCCGCUUCCCCACAGCCUCCGCCUCCUUCACCGUGCCUCCCGCCACCCGCGCCUCCUCCCCGCGCCGGCGGCCGCCUCUCUCCCCCCGCCGCCCCCCUAUGCGCUUCUCCCGAACCAGGCCACGGGCCUCGUCGCGGCUUCCCAGGCCAAUUUCAUGCGCGUCAUCGUCAGCUCCACCGCCCCGGGGCUCGAGCAACACCAAGGGACAGACCUUCUCUGCGUCGUCCGCGCGCUGCUCAAGAAGAUCCGCCGCCGCGUGCUCGUUGGGGACAGGGUGCUCGUCGGGGCCGUCGACUGGACCGACCGCCGCGGGAUGAUCGAGGACGUCUUUGAGCGCCGGAGCGAGGUGGUCGAUCCGCCGGUCGCCAACGUCGACCGUCUCGUUGUGCUCUUCUCGCUGGACCAGCCGCAGCCUGAGCCCGCCACGCUCACCAGGUUCCUCGUCGAGGCCGAGUCCACAGGGAUACCCUUCGUGCUUGCCUUCAACAAGGUCGAGCUCGCGGACGACCAGAUCAUCUCCUACUGGAGGGACAGGUUGAAGAACUGGGGCUAUGAUCCACUCUUUCUAAGUGUUGAUCAGAGAUCUGGAUUAUCUGCUCUUGAAGAGAUGCUGGAAGGACAGACAACUGUAGUUGUUGGUCCAAGCGGUGUUGGGAAGUCCAGUCUUAUUAAUGCCUUGAGAUGCAACCAAAACAUUUCAGAGGAAGAUCCAAUACAUCAACUUCUUGAACAGAAUAGUAAAUGGUUUGGUGAACAACGCGUUGGUCCUGUGUCCAAGAAAAGCGGCAAAGGAAAGCAUACCACACGUCAUGUUUCAUUACUUCCGAUAGUUGAUGGAGGUUUUCUUGCUGAUACUCCUGGAUUUAACCAGCCUAGCCUGAUGAAAGUGACCAAAAGGGGUCUUGCAGAAACUUUCCCUGAGAUAAGAAAGAUGCUAGAAGAAAAUGAGUCCUCCGGGUGCUUAUUUAAUGACUGUGUUCACCUUGGUGAACAUGGCUGUGUUGUCAAAGGUGACUGGGAAAGAUAUCCAUACUAUCUGCAGUUGCUUGAUGAGAUCAAAAUCAGAGAAUCCUUCCAGUUACGAACAUUUGGAACUAAAAGAGAAGGUGAUGUCAGGUAUAAAACAGGUGCCAUGGGUGUGAAGCAAGCGGAGCCUCGCCUUCAACUCAAAAAGCACAGGAGGGUGUCCAGGAAGAAGUUGAACCAAUCGAUUCUCGAUGAAAUGGAUUCUGAUAUGGAUGACCUCGAUGAUGACUACCAGUUCGGUGUAAGCCGACGUACUAGCAAACGGUGAAGCUGAUUCUUACCUGAUCUAACACACUCUAAACAUUACCAAGGAGGAACAACGGAUGAUGUACAUAACCGGCUCUCUACUGUCGCCGCCAUGUCUAAUUCUACCGACCAAGUUUUGAAAAUAGAAAUGUCUAGACGAGGAAACUACAGAAAUGUGCCCUAGAUGGUGAAGAUUGGCAUUACUUGUUUCCCCGUGACAACAUCGAGAAGAAGAAAGUAAGAUAACCAAAGAAGCAAAUUUACACAAUCUCACGCAGCGUUGUUCUGAACUUUCAUAAGGUGGUGUUGAUUGCUCUAUAAUCAAUUUUAUGAGGUAAAGCUGCAGGCUUGAGGCGUCGAUUUAGGUUUCUGAUGAGGCUCACAGUAGACCUUGACCAACAUUGGUAUACAUUAUCAAGUCGUAUUUUCAAAUUCCAAGUGUUUGGUUAAACCAAGAGGAAACUUCUUGGCAGCUUCGUAACCCAAGAAAACUAAACCCAGGGUGAUGUGUCAUAACAACAUUUAGAUUGAGAGGAAUGCCUGAUAAAGGAUGUAAGAUUAUGCAAAACAAACGUCCUGUAGGAUGCAGUCACGCAGAGCGGAAUAGAAGAAGCCCUUGGACCAA